CACGCACGCGUCUUCAGCGACUCUUCUCUUUGACAGUACUCCGAAAACUUGAGUGUAACACCCAAAAAUAUGUCCGCAAACAUGUCAAAGACAAAAUCCAUUCUCCUAAUCAACGGCCCAAAUCUCAAUCUUCUUGGCACACGCGAACCCGCAAUCUACGGAUCCACCACCCUCUCAGACGUAAUCUCCUCCGCCACAGAACAAUGUGCCAAGCUCUCUAUACAAUUCUCACAUUCCCAAUCGAAUCAUGAAGGCGUGUUAGUAGACCGUAUACAUGAAGCGCGUGGCAGUGUCGACUUUAUCGUGAUCAACCCUGGAGCUUUCACGCACACGAGCGUGGCGCUACGAGAUGCUCUGAGCGGCGUGGAUAUACCGUUUGUCGAGGUUCAUAUCAGCAACAUUCACAAAAGAGAAGCGUUCAGACAUCAUAGUUACCUGAGUGACAAGGCGGAGGCGGUGAUCUGUGGGCUAGGUGUAUUUGGAUACGAGGCGGCUAUUGAGUAUGCUGCCAGGUUCCUCGAGAAAAAGGAGAAAGACGAUGAGAAAGCAAGGCUUUAGCGAUUUGGCUGAGUAGUAUUUGUGUACGAUCAAUAAAAUGGCUCCUAUACCAAUCACAUACGGCCC
Messenger RNA from Bipolaris sorokiniana ND90Pr, 624 nucleotides. RefSeq lists its product as uncharacterized. Gene Ontology annotation, molecular function: 3-dehydroquinate dehydratase activity. Gene Ontology annotation, biological process: quinate catabolic process. Bases 70 to 558 code for a protein of 162 amino acids. The record is from RefSeq and is a predicted model, not a curated record. The transcript has a single exon. Lineage: Eukaryota; Fungi; Ascomycota; Dothideomycetes; Pleosporales; Pleosporaceae.